This is a messenger RNA of Saccharomycopsis crataegensis, 486 nucleotides long. RefSeq names its product mediator complex subunit SOH1 (gene SOH1). The transcript has a single exon. The record is from RefSeq and is a predicted model, not a curated record. NCBI's taxonomy places the organism in Eukaryota, Fungi, Ascomycota, Saccharomycetes, Ascoideales, Saccharomycopsidaceae. Gene Ontology annotation, cellular component: mediator complex; core mediator complex. Bases 1 to 486 code for a protein of 161 amino acids. Gene Ontology annotation, molecular function: transcription coregulator activity. Gene Ontology annotation, biological process: regulation of transcription by RNA polymerase II.
AUGCUAACUCUGUUACUAACUGAAGAAUGGUUUGUUCAAUCUUUCUCCAACUUGAAUUAUUUGAACUAUCUUGCUCAAAACCAAUACCUUGAAGAUGAACGGUUCAUGUCCUACCUACGAUAUCUUUAUAACUACUGGUCCCAACCAGAGAAUGUCAGGUAUAUAAUUUGGCCCAAUUGUCUACACGUACUAAAGUUAUUGUUGAAUAGUCUGACAUUCAAAUAUGAGAUCUUGAAAAGAGAAGUGGCCGAUAUUAUUAUGAAUGGUAUGAUUGAAAAUUGGCAUAAAAGCAAAAGUGUGGAAAUGGUCGGGAAAACAAAGGGGGCUAGUAAUAGUAAUGGAAGUACCAGCAUUGAGAACUAUACGGAGAAUAAUAAUGAGACUGAAACUGUUAAUGGUCCAGCAACCAAUCCAAAUACAACUACCGACAUCGACAUGGCUAGUAAAGAAGAUUCUGCUUCUCAAUCAGCAAUUAACAACAGCUAG